Messenger RNA from Gasterosteus aculeatus aculeatus (three-spined stickleback), 6031 nucleotides. RefSeq lists its product as uncharacterized. The record is from RefSeq and is a predicted model, not a curated record. NCBI's taxonomy places the organism in Eukaryota, Metazoa, Chordata, Actinopteri, Perciformes, Gasterosteidae.
ACUGCGGUACGAUGCGGCGACGCACUGUGCCCCGCCGCGGAGGAUGAGAUGAUGCGCAAUGGCCGCACGAGUGCGGAGAGGGGAGCGGAGGGAGCAGAGACCGAAGUAGGAUUCCACCGCGGUGCUCGACUCUAAUACCGAGGAAGGGGACAGGAGCCGAUGCGUGUUUGACUCAUUUGUACUCCCCGAAGCGCCAGUGGUGCAGGCCGCCUGGAUGGACGAUGGGUGGCUGAUCUCAGUGAAGGACGCUCCACGGCGCGAGGAGGGGAGGAAUAGGACCUGUCUGCAAACAGCGACGAAUCAGCGACAUAUUAUGUAAAGGACGCUUCUUUCCAAACCCGAACCAGAAACACCGAAGCGUCGAGGAAGGUUGUUUUAUGACGGCGAGGACGGUGAAGCUCUGAUGACCGUUUUACUGAACAUCAAUCCUGAGAAUCAAACUUCUUAUUAUCCUCUUGGUUAUCAGAGCUGACGGCUGGAUGGCUGACCUGGGCAAGGUUGUUUUUUUUCGCCAGAAGACUCUCAAAGUUAGAGAGCGUUAAAGUGAAAACAGAAGCACAACUCUAUCUUGCAGUCAGGAAAAGGGUUCUUUUUUCCUUUUUUAUUGUCCCAAAACUCAGUUAUUGACAGAAGGUCGUUCUGUUAAAAGACUGGCGAGAUUCAGCUCUCUCUUGCACUGUCAAGUAAACUAAUCAGUAAGAAUUACUCAAAAGAAUUUCAGCUAUUUCGUAAUGCUUAGCUACUUUUUUCUAAACUAUGAUAUUUUUACCUUUGCGCUGUCACAGAAUCAAAAAUAGACUCUUGACAGUGCCAGCGUUCGCUCACAAAAUAGAAGACCCAACAGGCUAAAUCUUAACAAAGCAUAAGUGCGGACUAACCGAUAGAACAUAGAUGAGGCCAACAACGAGCAGCAUGCUCCAGCAGAACAACAACAACAACUACCCCUGCCUGAAUGUGUCGGCCUCCACCAGGGAGAUGCUGCAGAAGUGCUCCCGAGCCUCUUUGCCCUUCCCCAGCCGAAUGGAGCUGGGCCUUGGAGAUCUGCCGCUAAUCCGGGGCCUCCGAGCCUGGGCCCUGUGCUCCAAGAACCGCCGGAAGGCUGGUGGUCUCCUGAGUGGGGGACAAGCGCCCAUAACUUCUCCUGCGGGCCGUGGAGGUUCGACCUCCUGCACCCGGCCUGCGGAUGUGUACCUUAACAGGGAGUGGGGUUGCAUGGGGUACGGCCUUCCAUUGGGGCUGGAUGCCAGGCAGGCUGGGAUCGGAUCUUUGGUCACAGUUGCCACUCUGAAGACCUCCGAGGGCAGCGGGAAGACACAGACCCAAUGCCUCUUCCUCCGGACUGAGAAAGGGAGCUUUUUGUACUCCACGGCGAAGCCUGGGUCCGCUGUGACUGCCGGCGCAGCCUCCAGCGUGGUGGGGGGAUGGCUGAGGGGGAAGACAGGAGGAGGCAGAGACAUCCCAGCCGGGAGGAGGGACCACGGACUGACUCCGCCGGCCCAUAACGGAGUAAACCGGGUGAGGGUGCGAUCCGGCCGGAGAUGGAGGAAGUCCAGCAAUCCAGCAGCCCGGGAGAAAACAGACGUGAACAGAAAGAGGCAGCAGGGUGUCAGGGAGGAUCCUGCUGCAGAAUUCACUCUGGAAGAAAGGCAGGAAGAGCGAGACAAAGGGGGCCUGGCCGGUAAACACUCUCCCAGAGGAGAGAAAGAGGAAGCGUGCAAAAGUCCAAGAUGCUGCCACAGUGCUGCUCCCAAAAGCUGUACUCAGUGUGGAAAAAGAGCACCGAGGAAGGAAAGCCAGGAUGAAUGCGAUGGAGGGGAGAGUCCUACAAGAGGAGCCUCAAACGGUGAGGGGAAAGGAAUGAGGAAGCAGAGGCAAAAGGAGGAGGAGGAGGAGGAGGAGAAGGGAGGCAAGUUAAAGUCACCCAACUCACAGUUGGCUGAACCAAACCGUGACCUAGAAGCUGAACCCUUUCUUCCAGAAUCCCACAGCGGCCGUGGCGCUGAAGAGAUUAAAAAAGCCGAGAGCAACGAGGAGCAGAGGACGCAAACCUCUCGAGGAAAGGAUAAUUAUUCAGAGAAAGAGCAGGAUACAAAAUCUGAGGUUCUGAAAAUGCUUACUGGAAAUAAUGAUUUGAUUCAUGGCCACUCUAGACAGGUGGCUGAUGACUUUGACUUUUCCUCAUAAUGUGGAAGCAGAUCAAGAAUCAAUGAAAGAGCUGAAGAACGUUGAUCAUGAAGACGAGGAAGGAAGGAUAAAUCAGACUUCGGCUGAACUCUCUGUCACGACUGCCCGGUAUGAGCCCGUCCCCGUCUCCGCCUGCGCUUCCUCCAUAAGCACUUUAGUUUCCCUUGAAACUACAGUGCAGAGAAACUACAGUGAAGAGCCAACGAUCGUUGGUACAGACAAUGUAGUUGUCAGCAGACUUGAGCAACAAGAAGUGACCCUUGUGGCUGACGAGAACAACACUGUGAACGACAGCACAAGCGGAAAAGCCCAGUCUUUCAUCCAAAAUGUGUUGAACGGCAGUCAGCCAGAGGAGAGAGAAGCUUCAUCAUUGCCCCAAAUACGCGGAGAUCCUUCCCUCUUUGAUAAAGAGCCGAGGAGCGUGACAGGAAACAGGUGCAACUAUUGUACAACUGGACUUACCAGAGCAGAGCGGAGGGAAGAGCUGGCGCAGGAAGCAAACGUGGAAGCGAAUGUGCCGGAGAGAGUAAAUCCUGACAAUGGAGUUGAAGCUGGAGCGAUUUGGCGGAGGGGGGGCAUUUGCAGCGAGCUGGACGACGGUGACGGAAAAGGCGAUGGCAGCAUGGCCAGAAAUGACAGUCAUAGACGAGGGUCAAUGUCAAACUGUGCAGGGGAAGACAAAUGUAGGUCAGUGGAGUUAGUAGAUGAUCGCAGGGGGCGGCAGAAAGAGGUCAGAGGCCGCUGCGAACAGACAUGCAUCAACCACGUUGAAGCAAACGAAGAGGCGAGAGCGAACGUCACUAAUGCCGCCUGUGCCGAUCCCUCCACCACUCUUGCACCCUCCCUGGCUAAUCCUGCCCCCACUUUGCCCCCCUUGGGAUCCAUGGCAACCUGCCUGCCCUGUCUGGAGGCGGUGGAGGAGGAAGAAGAGGAGGAAAAGGGGAAGGAAGGGUUGGGAGUGCCGGUCCGAGACCAAGAAGGAGGCCAUGAAGGCAACGGGAGAUUAGGGGGACGACUGGAGGAGCAGGGCGAGGAGAGGGGCUCCACCGUGGCCACUGAGGAGGAGAGGGACGAGGAAGAUGAGUUUGGAGUGUUCCUGCAGGCGGAGGGAGAGCCGGCCUGGAGUGACGAACACGCCACGUCUGCCUCAGUGCCUCGUGGGAGCCGAGAACGUGUUGCACUUGGAAACCACUGGACGCCGGGCUGGACGGACAGCUCUUUCCACCAAUCGGACGACACCUGGACAGCCUUUUCUCAGGAUUCGUCAGGUGAAGGUAGCGAUGGGGUGGCACAAUGGUGGCCAAGCAGCGCCCUGGAAAAGAGCAGACUCUCGGCCAACCAGAAUCUGGAGUCUGUUUUUGGUGAAGCCUUCCCCUCGCCGCCUUGUCCGUCCUCAGAUGACCCCUGUGACCUACAUACUGUCCCCACGCUGUCCCAGCUCUUUAGGGCACGAGCCAGCCAUGACCUGGGGCUGUUGGACGGUUUCCACGACUUGAACAAAAUGAUUUGCCAGAGAUACAGGAGAGCGAGCGGCGUGUCUCGUGACCUGCUGCUGAGGUCUCUACACCUGGAGCCGCCGUGCUCUGAAAGCAGAACUGCAUCCCGGGCCGCCAAUCGCCACCUCUCCCCCGGCCUCCCCUCAGCCAAUCGGCACGCUCAGAAUGCCGCAGCUAAGCGACGGCUGUCCUACGACUUCAACAAAAACGUCACGGAGUAACAGGCUCAGCUAUGGCUGGACUGUGAUUCAUCCAUGUUUCCCCGAAGAGCUGCAGGGUUUUUAACCCCGUCGUGUCGGACCACAUGUCAUGUAGACAACACGUACUAUCUGCUAGUCAAAUAUCGACUGACCUUUUGACUCUUUGCACUCUCCCUGUUUGUUUAAACCUGAGCCAGUGAGUAGAAACAACCUGGAGGAAAACUGAGCAACUCUUUGGUAUCAGAAGUUGUCUCCUCUGGAUCCCGUUGAUGUAUACUGGUGGAGUGUUUCCAUUAUGUGCCACUGUGUUCACCACCACCAACACCACCACCUUUCUAGUCUCAUUUUCCACGUCGAGCUUGAUUACAGCCGGCUGUCAAAGAUUGUUUGUGUCAUGACAUGUAGCUACGAGGUUGUAACUAUGUCAACUAACUAAUUUAUAAUCAACCUGGGGUUUUCCCCUCCUGUUCACUUAUUACCUGAAGUUGUACCUUAACAGAACAAUUCUAUCUGUGUCAAAGCUGCUGUUUUGUGUGGGACUUGUCUCAUGUUAGAACUAGGGAAGUACCCUUUUGGGUUGUCCCUGUUUAGGUGUUGGCUCAUUGCUUGUAUCCAGGUCUGGUAAGUGCUGCGGGCAAGUGAAGAAGAGUAUGUUUGUGAGCUUAGUACAUCCAGCGUCCGGCAGCAUGACUGAGCUCCGGUCAGCGGGCCUGUUGGUGACAUGCCAACGCCUGCAGAGCCCUGAAGCUCCUCCGCCGCUGCUGCAGAGCAUUUAUUUAAUUUUUUCAAGAUCUGGGUGUUCGAAAUUGCUACAAAGUCAACACGUUACUCUAUGGGGACCCCAGAAAACCCCACCAAGUGUAAAGUAGAUCAGAGUGAGUCUUCCCUAGAAAUGCGAAGGUCACACAGACAGAUUUCUUGCCUCAUGGUCGGAUUAAAUCUCAGUGGGUUGAGCCAAACCAAAAUAUUGACUUGAAUGAAUGAUUCAAGUAAAUCGUUUGCUUUCUAUCUUAUCUGUAUUGGUUUCAUCAAACAUUUUAUACCCGUUUCUCCUUCACUUUUUAUCUUACCUUCUGCUAAACAUGAUCCAGAACAUGAGUUUUCUCAACUCAAUGAGAUUUAUUCUUCUCCUUGAGCAGCUCUACCUUUUUUGAGCUACUCUGUAUUUUAAAGUCUAAUACAAGGCCACUUCCUGUAAAAACUAAAUUUACAGUAAUAGUUUCAAAUACAGAAAAAGAAAUGCUCCACCGGUUUAGUUUUUUCCGCAAAAAGAAAACUGCCUUUUGCUUACACUCAACUCUGUCUUUCACCUCAUAACCGCAAGAACACGUAACAUGUCAACUCCGAAGAGAAACCCACCGUACAACACGUCUCCACCAAUAAUGUCAGCUGCAUGUCAAGGCUCACCCCCGCCCCUUUCCUGCUUUUGAAUGAUAGAAGGUACACGAGUCAUGUGAUCCAUCUGCAGGGUAUUGCUUUUACUUUCAGGAGGCUGAAAAUGCAUCUCACAUCUUUUUCUUUUACAUUUUGCAGAGCGUUGCAUGUGCUGUUUUAUUGGGACUUUGCCACAGAAUAGCGACGGAAAUGAGUCCUUAAAAAAAUGAUUUGGGUCCUCCGAGAAAUAAGUUUGUCUUCCAGUUAGUGCCAACAGGAACGCUGAUGAAAGUGCCAAUGUUUACGAGGACCGAAGCAGACCGGUUCAGGAGGAAACGUCGCCGCUUGUUUCUCAAACACGAUCAAGUGGACUCAAACUCCAAAUUUUGACACGCGAUAUUUCUAUAUUUUCCUUUGUCUUUCAGUGCGGCUUUCCUCUCUUUCAGUACACUCACAGUUGAGUCCACUUGAAAAGUUGAAUCUAUGUUUUCUUUGUGAGAACAUUGUUCACAUUAUGACUGUCAAUGAUGCACUGUACAAUUUGAACUUAGACAGGCUGAUACAUCCUGUCAACUCAGAGAGUGUACUUUGCUCUGCUGUGUAUUUCACUUCAUGAUGAUGUUCUCAAUCAGUCAUGUGCGUGUGAGUGUGUGUGUCUCUGCCAUUUGUACAAACUACAAAUUGCUGAGAAAGAACAAUAUGAAUAUUUUCUGAUCCGUUCAAAUGAGAAAGAAGGAGUUGCCUUGGUAACCGACGUAAUAAAACGAUACUGUGUGA